UCCGAGGUCCGAGUAGCAGAGUCUGGCCGCCUUGUCGCGACGCGACGCGCGAUCCCAUCCCUUCCCAUCCAGCGCGGCUCCAAUCCUGUCGCGGCCAUUAAAAGCUUCCCUCCCCUGCCUCUCUGCUCCGCUCGUCUCUUCUGGAACCGUCCCUCGCUCGUCAUCUUUCCGCCUUCGCUACGCAAUUCCUGUCCACGCUGCGGGCCAGUUGUGACGACCGCGAAGCUCGUCAGAGAAAGAAGAGAGGCCGGCAGGCGGGCGGCGAUCGGAGAUGGCGCCAGAGAAGCCCCGGAAGGAGCAGGAGGAGGAGGAGGAUGAGUUGAUGCUGGAGGAUGGAGGCAUCGAGGAGAGCCCGCGCCGCAGCUUCGAGGACUGCGGUGAUUCCGACGAGGAGGACGAUGACAACGAUGAGGAGCGGGACGGCGACGGCGUCGGUUCGCCGCGCUCCUUCCAGUCCCACAAGUGGCCGCAGAGCUACAGGGAAACAACUGAUACUUACACAAUCGCUGCAUCACCGAGCUUUGGUUACUUGGGCCCUUCUACAAGCAAAUACUCACUCCUCGAUCUUGGUCGUAGCGGUCUGGGUUCUGACCUGAAGUUGCCUCUAUUGUCGGACAAGGCUGACGGAAAGCAAGAUUCUGUCAAAACCCUGCCGAAAACCCUUGGUUCAAUAAGAGAUGAGAGGGUCUCAUUUCAAUUGCAACACACGGGAGAACUCUACAUUACUCAAGGGUGCAAUGUGACGCAAACAGUCUUCAAUGGGAUUAAUGUACUUGCAGGCGUUGGCCUUCUUUCCACCCCGUUUACAAUUCAUGAAGCUGGAUGGACUGGCCUUGCAGUUCUAGUAUGUUUUGCGAUUGUUUGCUGUUAUACUGGGAUUCUUCUGAAACAUUGUUUUGAGAGCAAAGAUGGUAUCUCAAGUUAUCCAGACAUCGGAGAGGCUGCAUUUGGAAGAAUUGGCCGUCUGUUGAUAUCUAUUAUUUUAUAUACCGAGCUAUAUACAUAUUGUGUGGAAUUCAUUAUUUUGGAGGGUGAUAACCUCACAACAAUUUUUCCUAAAGCUGGAAUUGAUUGGUUUGGCAUUCAUGUUGAUGGGAAGCAUUUUUUCGGAGUGUUAACUGCUAUUUUAGUGUUGCCAACAGUAUGGCUGCGAGAUCUUCGAGUGCUCUCUUACCUUUCAGCGGGUGGUGUGAUUGCAACUCUUCUCGUAUUCCUGUCCGUUGGUUUAGUCGGUGCUACCGAUGGUAUAGGCUUCCAUUCAACUGGGAAGGUAGUAAACUGGAGUGGCAUGCCCUUUGCCAUUGGUAUUUAUGGAUUUUGCUACUCUGGGCAUUCAGUAUUUCCAAAUAUCUACCAGUCAAUGUCCGAUCGCUCUAAGUUCCCUAAGGCACUGUUCAUAUGUUUUGCAAUUUGUACAGCUAUGUAUGGAUCUUUUGCUGUCAUUGGCUUUCUCAUGUUUGGAGAGAACACAUUAUCCCAAAUCACUUUAAACCUUCCAAAGCAUUCGAUUGCCUCAAAAGUUGCACUAUGGACCACGGUGAUCAACCCUUUCACCAAAUAUGCCUUGCUGUUAAACCCACUAGCUCGAAGUUUAGAAGAGUUGCGUCCUGAAGGUUUUUUGAACGAAACAUCAUGCUCUAUUAUACUGAGGACUGCCCUUGUUGCGUCAACUGUAUGCAUUGCCUUUCUUCUGCCGUUCUUUGGUCUUGUGAUGGCUCUCAUUGGAUCUCUUCUUAGUAUACUUGUGGCGGUCAUAAUGCCAGCCCUGUGCUUCCUGAAGAUCGCACAAAACAAAGCAACCUGUCCACAGGUGAUCGCGAGCGUCGGUAUCGUAAUACUGGGCGUCGUCAGCGCCGCGCUGGGGACCUACUCGUCCGUGAAAAAGAUCGCAGAAAACUACUAGGCUCUUGGGACAGUUUCUCUCCGCAGAGGCUACUACCACACGGUUCCACGUACGUCCGGCCGGAGCUGGGGAAUGGUCAGGGUUUACGUACACGAUCUCAAAGUUUUGCUAGAACUACCGAAAUUCCCUGUAGAUUAUUACUGUUAUGAUUCGGACCACAAUAGUCUACUUAUACAAACAAAAAAAAAGAACUGCAUCAUCACGUCACUUGGAAUAAUGUAAUCAUGCCCUCCUUUUUUUAGCCGAGGUCCCUACCAUCUCGCUGUACUGUAGCAGGUUGCUGUGCUGGCGACUGUUCCCUAUACAAUAAGGCUCUGCUUUGUGCAAUUGCCAAUUGAGGUAUCUGUA
Messenger RNA from Zea mays, 2251 nucleotides. RefSeq names its product amino acid transporter AVT1A. NCBI's taxonomy places the organism in Eukaryota, Viridiplantae, Streptophyta, Magnoliopsida, Poales, Poaceae. The transcript is spliced from 12 exons. The record is from RefSeq and is a predicted model, not a curated record. The coding region runs from base 272 to 1903 and encodes 543 amino acids.